Molecule: messenger RNA, 1445 nt
Organism: Anopheles darlingi
Lineage: Eukaryota; Metazoa; Arthropoda; Insecta; Diptera; Culicidae
Exons: 7
Coding region: 330-1340 (336 amino acids)
Source: RefSeq, a predicted model, not a curated record
ACGGUCCUCCUUCAGUCUUAGAACUCACCUCGGUUGGGCUGUACGGGGACACGGUUUGAAACGAACCAUCCGUUUCUGCUUUAGCUUCAGUUUCAGUUAUACGGUACCAAGACGCUAGCCCUAACCAGAGGGAGAGCUGAUUAUCGCAUCGCCAGAUUCAUUUGCUCAUCUUCCAUAACCCGUUUGUGCUAUACGCCCGGUGCUGAUCAGUGCAACAAAAGCUGCCAAUGCUGUUAUACCUGCUAUCGGUCCAGCGCUAGUAGAGACAGAGAGAGGCAGAGUGGGAGUGUAUCUGUUAAAAUGUUGAUCCUGCUCGUGAAUACACAGAGAUGGACACUGAGAUAGCCUACUUCGCACUGCUUGUUUGUAUUGGCUUGCUGUCGGGCUCGUCCAACGCAUCGAAUCUACUGAUGGCCGCUUUAACCGAUACGCUGGUGCCAUGUGGUGACAUUCAUUGUCGCAACGCAACGGAAAUAUGUAAUGACCAAAUCUGCGAGUGUAAGCCAAACUUUGAGGAUAUCGGAACAUUUGAGUGUGUACCAUGCCCGGGCGAAGGACUGCAUUGCCGCGGUUGUUGCAUGACCGAUGCGUUGAUAUGCUACCGUGGAAUCUGCCAAAGGUGCGACACAGAUAGCAAUGGCAAUUGCAUAACUCAGGAGUCACUGUUUUUCCUCACAGCAGCCCAAGUCGCCCUGGCAACUGCUAUGGUACUGGGUGUGAUAUCAUUAAGCUUUCUACUCUACAAAACUCUUCGUUCUCGUUUGAGGCGCAACAAUAACCAAACGGCGCCUAGCGAAUUCCGACAAUCGGUGGUCAGCCGUGUAUCGCUCUCCUCCAUACAACAACGGGUGGUUCGUCGAUUGCGUGAUCGUCCACCGAAAUACGAAACGAGGCACAACUAUGAGCACCAGCAACGACAAAUGGAACCGCAGAAUAGUCAGCAAAACACACCCGCCAGCCCACCGCCAUCGGAGGAUGCUACGCAACAGCGAACCAUUCCCAUAAAUGGUCCUCCACCGGCCUAUGAGGGUGACACGAUGUCUUUGGCGGAAAAUCCACCACCGUAUACCGCAGAACCGACAGGCGACGAUCGAGUGGCAGUAAUCGAUAUUCCCCUAACUAACCGGCUUCCGGUUGAUUCGUCACCCGGGACGACGGAAGCUAGUACGAUCGAUGCACGAGAACUGCAGGGCAUCGACAAUCAGGUGUUUGAACCGGAUAAGCCCGCCCAAUCGCCGGCAGCUGAACUAAAGGGCGAGGGAGAAAGCGUUGAACAUGCUCAAACCCGAUGCUACGAUAUUCCUCUAGUCACUAACGACGAUAAAACGGUAUACAUGUAAAGAUCCGGCCGCUUCGGGGUUCGCUUCGUGCGGAAACCUGAAUGAAUGGUGUAAGUUACUUUUAAGGUUUGUACAAUAAAACAGAAACGGAGGCACACUCCAACU